Messenger RNA from Lodderomyces pseudojiufengensis, 1728 nucleotides. RefSeq names its product acetyl-CoA:L-glutamate N-acetyltransferase (gene ARG2). The transcript has a single exon. Lineage: Eukaryota; Fungi; Ascomycota; Pichiomycetes; Serinales; Debaryomycetaceae. Bases 1 to 1728 code for a protein of 575 amino acids. Gene Ontology annotation, cellular component: mitochondrial matrix. Gene Ontology annotation, molecular function: L-glutamate N-acetyltransferase activity, acting on acetyl-CoA as donor; arginine binding. Gene Ontology annotation, biological process: L-arginine biosynthetic process. The record is from RefSeq and is a predicted model, not a curated record.
AUGAGCAAAAUACAACCAUUGAACAGACAAUUCAUUUCAAAUAUAGAUACUCAUAAAGCUAUAACAGAUGCUAAAAGAAAUCUAAUUCUAUCAAUUUUGAAAUCGACAACGACGAAGAGAGAAGCUAGAAAUUAUUUGACCAAAUAUCAAAAUCAGUUUGAUUUUGCAAACAUAAAGUUCACUAAAACUAAGAAUGAUGAUCCUUUGAGUCAAAGAGACAAUCAAAGGGAACUAUUUAUUAAUAGGUUUUUGAAUCAAAAAAAUCCAUUCACUAAUAUUUAUAAUGAAGAUGAAACAAAGUUAACUAAAAUACCUUUGAGAUUAGCUAUAUUUAAAAUAAAAUUUCCUAGUAUUACUACGACGCAAUGGAAAGGAAUAGCUGAGACUUUUAAACGACUAAUUACACUAGGGAUUUCACCGAUAAUAUUAUUAGAUUAUGAUCAUUUACCAGAGGACUCAUUCCGACAAAAUGAAUUGUACAUGAUUGAUCAAGCCAGUAAGAUGUUGAACAUUUUGGGAAAACCAGAAGAACAAGGUGAUUUGAAAGCUACUAUUUUAAGAAGUUUGUUUACUACUACUCAAGGCAAUCCUACCAUAAAUAGUUUGGAACUGAUUUUGAUUCCAUUGUAUCAAGGUGUCAUACCAAUAAUCCAACCAAUUGUUUAUAACACAGGCAGUACCAAACAAGAAUUUUUGAGGUGUGACAAGUUAUUAUAUUCAUUAUGUGAAGCACUAAUUGAACAAAGGACAACAAAUUUACUUUCGAUAGAGAAAAUAGUAUUGAUAGAUCCAAUAGGAGGUAUACCUUCAAUUGAAAGAAAUCAGACGAGUCAUGUGUUUAUAAAUUUAUCACAAGAAUAUUCAGAAAUUUUAUCAGAACUAUAUAUUGGCCACAUUGGUCCAAAAGAUCGGGAUUUGCAUGUUGAGAAUUUAAAUAGUAUGAAUUCAAUUUUGACUUUUAUAAUGGAGAAGUCGGGUAACGAUGAAACAACAGGUAUAAUAACAACUCCAGAAAUAUUGUCCAUAAAUAAUGAUCAAUUAAAUCCAAUUAUAUAUAAUGUACUCACAGACAGGUCAAUAAUAUCUUCGUCUUUACCCAGUGCAAAUAAACGAACGCCUAAAGUCUCAACCACUAUCAUAAAAAAAGGUGUUAAUGUUCAAGUGUUCAAUCAUAGUGAUUUUAAUAAAGAAUUUUCAAUGGACUAUUUAUUUGAAAAUGGUUUGGUUGAAAAGGAAAAAUUGGUCAGUCUUUUGAAUGAUUCUUUUGGUAAAACAUUACAAGUUGAUGAUUAUUUCAAAAGAAUAAAUAAAAAUUUGGCGACUUUUAUAUUAGUAGGUGACUAUGACGGGGCAGCAAUUUUGACUUGGGAGGAGAGUGAGGGAGAUAAGAUUGCCUAUUUGGACAAAUUUGCUAUAGCUAAAAGAAAUCAAGGAUUACCUGGAUUAGCCGAUAUUAUUUUUAAAAUCAUUCUACAAUCUCAUCCUACAGAAUUGAUAUGGAGAUCGAGAAAAAAUAACCCAGUAAACAAAUGGUAUUUUGAAAGAUGUUGUGGUUGUAUGAGCUCUCCGGAAUCACAAUGGAAAAUCUUUUAUACCGGCGAUAUAUUUGAUAAAAGAAUUGAUAGAUUCAAAAGAUCUGAACCUUUGGAAAAAGGAUUAGUAAAUAUUGGUGAAAAAUUAAAAAAGUAUUCAGCAAUUUGUGAAAGCAUAGUUCCCUCUUUCAAAUAG